AUGACCCGACUCAUCGUGUUGAAUUUGAGAGGAAACCAAUUAGACGGUGAAAUCCCAGAUAGAUUCACAAAAGGUUGCAGUUUACAAACUCUUGACUUGAACAACAAUUUUAUGCAAGGAAGGAUACCUCGAUCACUUGCCUACUGCAAAGACUUGAGGGUAUUAGAUCUUGGAAAUAAUCAAUUGACUGACACUUUUCCUUGUCAUUUAAACAGCUUGUUUAACUUGCAAGUUCUCGUCCUUCAUUCCAACAAGCUCCAUGGAACUAUUGUUUGCCCACAGAGUCACUCAAUAUGGCCAUUGCUUCAAAUAAUGGACGUAGCUUCCAAUCACUUUGUUGGUGAGCUAAAAUCCCAAAUUCUUUUCAAGUGGAGGUUAAUGAUGGCUGGAUUAACUAAAGAGAAAUCAAAAUCUAGGUUUUUGCAAUGCUCUGGUUCAACUGGUGAUUACUACCAAAAUUCAGUCAUUGAUUUCUCCAACAAUGCUUUUCAUGGGGAGCUACCGGAAGAGUUGGGAAAUUUGAAUGCACUUGUAGUUCUCAACCUCUCUUACAACUCCUUCUUGGGGCAUAUUCCAUCAUCAUUUGGAAAUUUGAGCCAGAUUGAGUCAUUAGAUCUCUCUUGUAAUAACUUGAGUGGGAAGAUACCUUCACAGCUUGCAAGCUUGAAUUUCCUCGGCUACUUGAACCUUUCCUUCAACAGGUUGUUAGGGAAGAUCCCAACAGGCACUCAACUUCAAUCAUUCAACGCAUCGUCAUAUGAAGGCAACCAAGGACUCUAUGGUCCCCCAUUGACAACAAGAAAUCCAAUAAUGACUCCACCUACUUCUUCAGAGCGAUCAAAUUGGAGUUCAAAGAACGAACAAGAGUGGAUGUUAAGGGGUGCUGAAGUUGGGUUUUCGGUUGGGAUCACCAUCUUUGUAGGGCCUAUCCUUUACAUUAAAAGGUAUAGGGAAUGGUAUUGCAAGCAUCUUCAUAGACUGGUUAUGAAAAUUCUGCGAAGGGAAGAUGAUAGUACAAGGGAAAGGAGGAGGAGGAGGAACCAACAAAGGCAGAGACACUAG
Molecule: messenger RNA, 1062 nt
Organism: Chenopodium quinoa (quinoa)
Lineage: Eukaryota; Viridiplantae; Streptophyta; Magnoliopsida; Caryophyllales; Amaranthaceae
Product: receptor-like protein 12
Exons: 2
Coding region: 1-1062 (353 amino acids)
Molecular function (GO): protein binding
Source: RefSeq, a predicted model, not a curated record